Messenger RNA from Mesocricetus auratus (golden hamster), 2185 nucleotides. It is a transcript of the gene Jmjd8, whose product is annotated as jumonji domain containing 8. Gene Ontology annotation, cellular component: cytoplasm. The record is from RefSeq and is a predicted model, not a curated record. The coding region runs from base 165 to 1040 and encodes 291 amino acids. The transcript has 9 exons. Lineage: Eukaryota; Metazoa; Chordata; Mammalia; Rodentia; Cricetidae.
UGUGUGUGUGUGAGAGAGACGUCUUUGUGUGCGCGCGCAAGGAGAAGGCUUAUGCGUGUGUGUGUGUGUGUGCGCAUGCGUAUGUGCCUGUGUAUGAAGCAAGCUCUCGGGGGCCGGGCUAGCUGCUACUUGCCGAUAGCUACAGUUGUUGGGGCAAUAGGCCAAUGGCUCGUGGUUACGCAAGUGUCGACGAAAUUCCCAGCGUGCUGCGCGCCUGCACCCGUAUGUUCAUGGCGGCGGCUAGACGGCCCGGGCCACUUUUGCUCUUUGUACUAUGUACAUUGGUAACUGCGGUUCUGCCAGGCUCUGACGAAGGGGGAUGGCAGCAGAGCAGGCUGGGGACUGCAGCAGCAGUGACAGAGGAGGAGCACUGUACUGUGGAGCGCCGGGCACACCUCACAUACCCCGAGUUCAUGCAACACUAUGCCUUCCUCAAGCCGGUCAUAUUACAGGGACUCACGGACAACUCGAGGUUCAGGGCCCUCUGCUCUCGGGAAAACCUGCUGGCCUCAUUUGGGGACAACGUUGUUCGCUUGAGUACAGCCAACACUUACUCAUACCAGAAAGUGGACCUGCCCUUCCAGGAGUAUGUGGAACAGCUGCUGCACCCCCAGGAUCCCACAUCCCUAGGCAAUGACACGCUCUACUUUUUUGGAGACAACAACUUUACUGAGUGGGCACCGCUAUUCCAGCAUUAUUCUCCACCUCCGUUUCGUCUGCUGGGAACCACCCCUGCUUACAGCUUUGGAAUUGCAGGAGCUGGAUCUGGGGUACCCUUCCACUGGCAUGGGCCUGGUUUCUCAGAGGUGAUUUAUGGUCGGAAGCGCUGGUUCCUCUACCCGCCUGAGAAAACACCAGAGUUCCACCCCAACAAGACCACACUGGCUUGGCUUCAGGAAACAUACCCAUCCCUAGCCCCAUCAACUCGGCCCCUGGAAUGUACCAUCCAGGCUGGUGAAGUGCUGUACUUCCCUGACCGGUGGUGGCACGCCACACUCAAUCUGGAUACUAGUGUCUUCAUUUCUACCUUCCUUGGCUAGCGAAACAGGCAACUGGCGAGCCCACAGCACCAGCACAUGCCAAUGUAGUGCUCACAGACUUUAUUACAGGACAGUGGCAGCAGCAGCAACCUCAGCCCACCCUUACCCGCUUUCCAGCCCAGAAGGGGGGCAGGGGAGGCUCAUGGCCCAGCAAGGGAUAUGCCGAGAAGGGGAGCAGUUCAGAACCCAUCAGCAAGGACUGAUGGGGGUAGGCCCAGGGACACAAACUAUAUACAGGAACUGGAGCUUCUGUUUCCAGACCCUCCUGGGCCAGGGUGCCAGGCAGGAUAUGGGGUCUUAGUAGUCCUCUACCCAGCCGUUCUCAGAGAUGAAUGCAUCAAUGACUUCCUUCAUGGCCAAGUUGGGGAUGAGCUGUUCCUGGGUCAGAGGGCUCCGGGUCACAGGGUCAAAGUGGCCCACACGCUGCAACAACAGAGUCAGAGUGUUCAACCACCUGAGUAUGCCUCCAAUCCUAGUCCCAAGGCCCAUGGACCCUUACCUGCAGGUGCUCCUCAAUGUCCUUACGAUCAUAAGUGAUACCACUGGGUGUGAUGCAGGGCUCCCGCAUCAGCUCAAAGCUGAUCUUGCCACACAAGUAGUCAGGGAUAUCUCGCUUCUACGGCACAAUGGGAAAAAUGUCUGGAACUGGAAGGAUCACCCCAGCACCUGCCCACAGGCUUCAAGGAAUACCCACCUUUCUUUUCUCGUCCACCUGAGAGAAGAGCUCAUCCAUGUCUGCCAUGUAUUUAUCCUGCAGAGUUGAGUGCCAUGUGUGGGCAACUCAUCUCCUCCACACAGACACACACACCUUAUGUCCACCAGGGCACUCAUGUCAUGCAUGGGCCAACAGAUCCACCAUAGGCUGGGGCACUUUCCAUGCCACACACAAAAACACACACACAACGACCCACAUGUGGACUAGGGGCACCCUCACGUGCUUGGCCUCAAUGCAGGCCUGCUGGGCCCGGAUGUGGCCAUCGUCCUCAUCACCCUCGUGGUUCCGCUGACACUCUUCCAGUUCCCUGAGGGUUAACCAGAAGCAAGUCAGUGAUGGUCCUGACCAGAGCCUUCCCCACUUCAGGCCUCUUUCCUCGGGGGCUUCCCAUGUGCCAGUGUUGUCUUUCAAUAAACACUUGUGCUGGUGA